AUGGUGCUUGGGAGCAUUUACUCUGUUUUAAUAACUAUUAGCCAAUUACCAUUCAACAGAGGUAACGAUCAUGAUCACCAUCACCUUCGUCCACCAAACAGAAAAGAUUUAUUAAACAUUUCAGGAGUGCAGUGCAUGGAUAUUAAUAACAGUAGCCAUGUUGACUGUAUCAGCCUUGGAGAAUCAAAUGAGCAUUACUGGGUUGUGCUAAAAGAGACUCGGACCAAACACUGUGACAAAGAGCCCUACAGUACUAAAAAUGAUUGUUUAAUAAUUUUUAAAAAUGACAUGUGGUUACAGAUGAGGACAACUUACAAUUCUGUCUGUGAAAAGCAUGGUGACAACUACAACUGGUUCUUGUACGUCCCACUACAUUUGCUGUCAUUAACAAAAAAGUACCUGUUGCCUGCUAGGGCUUUAUCACAACUUUUCCAUCUGGGCCUCACUAUAAAUGGCGACCUUCCAUACCUGAUUGUGGAAGGAGAAAUUGUCAAGUACAGUUUGAAAGACAGCCUUCUCGGCAAGUCUGAGAAGUGUGCAGAUCGAAGUGUGAUUUGGAAGUUAUCUGAAGACAUUCAGCUGGCACUCAGCCUCAAAUAAGCUGGAGUUCUUGCAGAAAAUGCAGAGGAUUUUGAAGGAAGAGUUGUAUUUAAUACAAAACCAUUUGCACAUCUUAUUCAAGGGACAAUGUGUAAUAAUCCUCAGCAAGUAGUAGAAGGCUGCUCUUCAGGUAUGGCUAUUACUCUUAAUGGACCAGCUCCCAGAAAGAUGAUAGUAAUGAUGCAUGGUGUGCACUAGCUCAGGGUUCAUUAUUUCAACAGUACACUGGUUUUCUUACCUCCAAAUGGUUCAGAAAAUGACUGA
Messenger RNA from Mustela lutreola (European mink), 864 nucleotides. RefSeq names its product C1GALT1 specific chaperone 1 like (gene C1GALT1C1L). NCBI's taxonomy places the organism in Eukaryota, Metazoa, Chordata, Mammalia, Carnivora, Mustelidae. The record is from RefSeq and is a predicted model, not a curated record.